UGUAUGUGUGAGAGAGCAGCACAGCGAGAGAGAGAGAGAGACGAGUGUGUGUAAAGCGGAGUGUGUGAGCGCGAAGCACCGGGGAUCCUGAGCCUGGAGGGGAGCCGUGUGACGAGAGAGGGGGGCUCUUCAGCCUGUGGAUGUAUGUGCCAGGACAGCGUUUUUCUUUUCCUUUUUUUGUUGUGUUUUUUUUUUUUUGCAGGCGUGCGUACAUGUGUGUGUGUGAGAGACGGGGAGUGUGGGCAUGCCAGCGUGCGUGUGUGUAACAGUGUCGUCGAUCAGCGACGGGCUCUUCGCAUUAUGCAGCCGACGGUGCUCAUCACACUUUGAGGACUGACUCAUCUACACCGGGGCUGUGGAGACAGAAGAAGACGGAGGAGAGGAAGGAAAGACAGAUGGAUGGAGAGACAGGAGGACAGUUUUAGGCUCUUGAUGCUUUGGGUCCCCCUAGACUGUCCAAAGGUCUAGUCCAUUUGUGGGACGCCAGUAGCUUCACCCCCUUGUUCCCCCAUCAAAUUGGAAUUGCAGACACAUACCCAGACAGGUAGCCAAAAAUUGCCAAAAAAAAAAAACCAGAAAGGAAAAUAAAAUCCCCCAGUCGUCGUCUUUAUUUCUGCUCCACGGAGUAGGACAAGAGGUUCUCCCGUUCUCCGCGGGGUCUUUUUUUUUCCGUCGUUCUUUUUCACGGGGGGUUGCAGGAUCCUAUCCCGGGCGCCGACGGGGGGGGGGAGAUAAGAGGCUGGCAGACGAGACGGGACAGACGCAGGCAUGGCUCGCCUCAACUGGUGCCUGGCUGCCGUCAUCAGCUGGGGCAAGUUCCUCUUCGCCUGCUUCUUUCCUCUGCGGGGGGCCAAGCGAGACAAGCCCGACGAGCUGGAGGGCGUCCACACACACACCUUCAAGCUGAAGCCGUUCAAGAAGGCCAAGAGCUGUGAUAUAUGCAAGCAGGCCAUCGUCAAGGAGGGCCUCAUCUGCAAAGCGUGCCGCUUGUCCAUCCAUAGGAAAUGUGAAGUGAAGGUCACCACAUCAUGUCAGACGACUACCAACUAUGAGCAGCCUCCCACUCCUCAGCUGCCGUUAAAGCAUGUAGAUACACCGGGAUCUACGAGGUCCUGCAAGAGUGUGGAGAUAAGGCGAAAGCAGUCGCGGAGUCAGAGUGUGGUUCAGGCCAUGGAGGAGAGCUAUGAGGUGGACCUGGUCUACAUCACAGAGAGGAUCAUCUCUGUCUGCUUCCCCGCCGGCGCCGAGGAACGCAGCUACACCACCAACCUCAAGGAGGUGGCGACGAUGCUGCGGUCCAAACAUGGCGAGCACUAUCUGAUUCUCAACCUGAGCGAGUGGAGGAGCGACUUAACAAAGUUAAACCCCAAGGUUGUGGAGUUUGGCUGGCCAGACCACCAUGCACCGGCGCUGGACAAGAUCUGCAGCAUGUGCAAGGCCAUCGACACGUGGCUCAAUGGAGACCCACGCAACGUAGUGGUUCUGCACAACAAGGGGAACCGAGGUCGAACAGGGGUGGUGGUGGCUGCGUACAUGCACUACAGCAACAUAUCUGCAAGCGCUGACCAAGCGCUGGACAGGUUCGCCAUGAGGCGCUUCUACGAGGACAAGGCGCUUCCCGUGGGCCAGCCGUCUCAGAUAAGAUACGUGCGAUACUUCAACGGCCUUCUUUCCGGACACAUCAAAAUCAACAACAAGCCUCUGUUCCUGCACCAUGUCAUCAUGCACGGCAUACCCAAUUUUGAGUCCAAAGGAGGCUGCCGUCCUUUCCUGAAGAUCUACCAGGCAAUGCAACCCGUCUAUACGUCAGGAAUAUACAAUGUGCAAGGAGACAGCAACACCAGUAUCUGCAUCACUAUUGAGCCAGGCCUGCUGCUGAAGGGAGACAUCCUGUUGAAGUGUUACCACAAGAGGUACAGGAACUCCACCAGGGAUGUGAUGUUCAGGGUGCAGUUCCACACCUGCGCCAUCCACGACCUCGGCGUGGUGUUCGGGAAGAACGAGCUGGACGAGACCUUCAAAGGUAACGGCUCUCUGGAUGAGAGGUUCCCAGAGUAUGGAAAGGUGGAGUUUGUUUUCUCUUAUGGACCAGAGAAAAUCAAAGGUACAGGCCUGGGCCACCUGGAGAACGGGCCGAGCGUCUCUGUGGACUACAACACCCAGGACCCUCUGAUCCGCUGGGACUCGUACGAGAGCUUCAGCCAGCGCUGCGAGGACGCGGUGGACGGCGAGCUAGAUCUUGUUCACACCCAAGGUCCACUUGAUGGAAGCCUGUAUGCCCGGGUCCGCAAGAAAGACUCCCUGGAGGGAGUUGUCACCAUCAACGGCCUCCCAGUCCAUGAAAGCCCCUUGACCAACGCUGAGAACCAGUUACAACACCCCAGCCAUCCCCUCCAAACCACUGACCAGACCCUUCCUGUGACAGGCCACGCCUCCCUCCCUGCCGUCGACCACACCCUCUCCGUGAGCAGCGACUCGGGCAACUCCACCGCAUCCGUCAAGACCGAUCGUACCGAUGAGCACAGCCAGUCCGUGCAGGGCGCCGUGAACCACAACAACCCAACAGCGACCCACCCACCGCUCAGCCCACAGGAGAAAAGAGAGCUCGACCAGCUCCUGAGCGGCCUCGAGGCACCAAUUCACCAACGACAAGCCUACCUGUCCACGUCCACCAGUCCAGGAGGAGGUGUCCGACACCUGGUCCCAGCCCAAGUGCACGUCAACGGGGGCCACACCAGGCUAGUUGGCGCCCCUUCAACAGAGGAGCGUGAGACAGAUAUUCUAGACGACGAGCUGCCCAAUAGCCAAGAGGGCAACAGUGUGGACAGCUUGGGCACGCUGUCAUCCCUGGAGGGCCAGGCGACACCGGCUGACCUCUACUACCAGUCACAGACGCCCACCAGCAGGCCGAACGACGGACCCUACCUUGAGAGAGUUGUUCUUGGGGAAAAGUUGAGCGAGAUGCCCGUGCAUGGAGUACGAACGCCCACGGCGAUGCAAGAGAGGUCUACGGACUCUGCAUCGCCACAGGGGGGAUACAACAACUACCAGAACGGAGAAGGGAUGUACCGUUCACAGUCCUUUGGGAAUCCGCCAGCCAGCAGCCCUGAGACCAACCCUAAACUGAUGCCAAGGGCCCCAGAGAGGAGCACCAGUAGCCGGGACGCUGUUCAAAGAGGUCUUAACACCUGGCACCAGUAUAGCCUCCCAGAUGACCCGUUUGGCCCUCCUCUUCAGUCAACCCAUAGCUUGCCCCACUUCCCCACCUCAGCCUCGCAGCGGGACAUCGAGCAGUCCAUUGAGGCGCUCAACAUGCUCAUGCUCGACCUGGACCCAAUCAACUCCCACAUGUCCAAGUCCCACAGUGCGCCUCCUGGGGAGAACAGCCUCAAUUCUUCCCAGGCGCCCUUCUCACAGACCCUCGCAAGACCCUCAUACCAAGCAGACUCUGCCAUCCAUGGUUACAACAACUCCGGGUCUGCCAACAACUCCUUUCAUCAGCCCUUACGGUCGACUGGGAGAAUCUCAGCAUUGCCCAACCAGAGCCCCGUGAUGGAGUCCCCGGUCUAUUCUCCCCAGAGGUCCAACACCGGCUACCAACACCAAAACACCACCCCAACACACACCCCAGAGCCCUACCUCCACACACGCCAAGCAGCCCACCACUACCCCACAGAUCCCAUCCCUAAUUUCAACCAGCAGGUGCCAGUGAAGCCUGUGAACUCGUACACAGGAGGCGGGGCUUCCCACUCCCCGGACCCGCAGGGCUCGUCUCCUUAUCCGGGCUACAGUGCCUCUUCCUCUCCUCUCCCCGCACUCACCCCCCAACCCAAGGAUACAUCUUCUUCCUCCUUGCCAAGAGAACAAGAGGCAGAGGAGGAGACGCUUAACUUGGAGGGCCUGGUGGCUCACCGCAUCGCCGAGUACAACGCUCGUAUCCGGGGCAUCAGUGAUAGCAUGACAUCGCAACAAUCUGACCGCCAUCGCUCCUUUUCCUUCUCUGGGGUUCGCUCCAGAGGGAUGACCCCAGAAGUGACGCAGGAGACGGGCCGGCGUCGGACCACCAGCGAGGGACAGUACCAGAGCAACCAUGACAACACGCCGAUGGUGGACUCACCGGACUUCGCUCACAAUCUGGCCCUCAACCCGGGAGGACGACCCAGAGAGGGUCCGAUGCACAGCUACCGGGAGGCGUUUGAGGACGACGAGGCGGACCGGUUCGCCAACAGUCCCACCUUUAGAGGCGGUGGUGAGAAUUCCCCCCCGACCCCCAGCUUCCCCGUGUCGCCACAGACUCCUUACUUCAACAUGUCUCGCUCUCCUCCAGGUUUGGCCAAGACUCCUCUGUCAGCGCUGGGACUGAAGCCUCAUCACCACCAGGGUGGAUCAGACUCUGAUUCUAAUGAUGGAGAGCAAGAUAAUCGCAGUUUCGGGGACUCCAGAGCACAACCGUUCAACGUUCCUCUCUCCUCCAGCAGUCCCGUCCACUGCACCGACGGGAGGAGGAUUGGUUCUUCAGACUUUGCCCCGCACAGCCCCGCCCUUUCCUACCCUCACAGACCCGCGUCCCCCGAGGGCUCCCAGGUCAACAUCAUGGGCGUCCACACCGUCCCCGGCAGCCCCAACACCCUCCACCGCACCGUGGCCACCAACACGCCGCCGAGCCCCGCCCUCCAGAGACGCCUAGGUCAAGCCAGCCCGUCCCUGGGCAGACACCCUCCUCCCGUCGGCAGCCCCCUGAUCGGCCGUAAAACAGCAACAGGUGGCGUGCCUCCCAGCCCCUUGAUGGGGCGACGCACAGCGGCGAGCGGCCACAGCACACCCGACGAGCUGGGGGCCGCUUCCCGUCAGGGGAGCGCCCAGCCGCCCUCCACGCCCGCCUUCCCCGUCUCCCCGCAGCUGCCGGAGAAGAGGCACAUGUCCAGCGGAGACGCGGAGAGGCCGGACAACAAGAACCUGACGCCGGCCAGCGGCGGCAGCACGCCAAACCUGUCUGGCACGCACACACUCCCAGACGUCUCCAAGUCCAUAUAUGAUGGUUAUCCAGACAUUAAGAUGAAUGUCAAGUUUGUGCAGGACACGUCCAAGUUCUGGUACAAGCCAGACAUCACCAGAGAGCAAGCCAUUAACGUGCUGAAGGACAGGGAGCCCGGGGCGUUCAUCAUAAGAGACAGCCAUUCCUUCCGCGGAGCCUACGGCCUCGCCAUGAAGGUGGCCUGCCCCCCACCGACCAUCCAGCAGGCCAAAAAAGUUGGUGACAUGACCAACGAGCUGGUGAGGCACUUCCUGAUUGAGACGAGCCCCAAAGGCGUCCGUCUGAAGGGCUGUCCCAAUGAGCCCUACUUCGGUUGUCUUUCUGCUCUGGUGUACCAACACUCCAUGACUCCGCUGGCGCUGCCCUGUAAGCUGAUGAUCCCCGCUAAAGACCCAAAUGAAGAGGCGCUGGAGCUCGCCACACCUACUGAUCCACUUGUUGAACUUCUGAAGCAGGGAGCAGUUCAGAAGGUUCCUGAGGACGCCCAUGCGUGCAACGUCCUCUACAUCAACUCUGUGGACAUGGAGUCUCUCACGGGGCCUCAGGCCAUCGCCAAGGCCAUCAGUCAGACGCUGGCGAGCAACCCUCUGCCCGACGCCACCACCGUUCACUUCAAAGUGUCCACGCAGGGCAUCACGCUCACCGACAGCCAGAGGAAACUUUUCUUCAGGCGACACUAUCCCAUCAACACGGUAACCUACUGUGACAUUGAUCCCCAGGACAGAAAAUGGGGCAAAGAAGGAGGUGGCUCAGUGAAGCUUUUUGGAUUCGUGGCGAGGAAACAAGGAAGCACAACAGACAAUGUCAGCCACCUGUUCGCUGAGCUGGACCCGGACCAGCCCGCCUCCGCCAUCGUCAGCUUCGCCUCCAAAAUGAUGAAGCGGUGAAACCCCUUGACGUCCAAAUGGCAGCGGCCGUUUUGAAAUCUUCCUCCAUCAUCGGUGUCUUUUUCGCCGGGACACGAUGAUGUCUUUUUUUUUAUCUUUGUUUCCUGUCGGUUUGUUUCUGUUUCCCUUCUCUCUCUUUUUUCUCUCUGCCUUGCUGGUUUGUCUUUUCUCGGAAGAGUCUCUAUUUGAAGGAUUUCGUCGUGGAUCCAGUGCGGGCGAUAGAGGAAGUUGUGGCGUAGGAGCCGUGAACGUGACAAACGUGGAGAAGGGAGAACACGUACUAAACAGGGCAAACCUGUACUAGAAGGUAGCUAAAGACUAAAGGAACAAUGCUAAGUUCAGUCGAGGAACGUGGAAGGACUCGUGUGUUUCAGGGUUUUCUGUUGUCGUUUUCGUUGAUUGAUUUACCAAAGGUAGUUGCAAUACAAGUGCAAGAAUGAUGUAGCUAUUAAGCCAUUAUUAUUUCCUCUUUUCAAAAGAUGAAGUGUCGAAAAAAAAAAAAAAAAAAAAAAAAACGUCUUCAGGAAAAAAGUUGGCCUCGAUGGCUUUUAGCAAAACAGAGUCUGAAGACCUUAUGCAUGUUAGCUUGAUCUUUAAGCUUGGUUCUUCUACCUUCCACAAAAAAAAAAAAAAUUUCAAAAAUCAUUGUGAAAUCCUUAGAAGUGGUCAUUUUUACCGGGUCUUGUUGUGUGUUGGAAAGGGCUCUGCAGUGAAAACAACGACUGAUCUAAAACUGCGCAUAGCAAAACCAGACUUUUAAAAAGAAGAGGAAAAAAAAGAUGAAAAACGCCACGCUUUAAAAGGUUCACUUUGUGUCACCUGCAUCACCAUCAUCGGCCUCCGGAUCCAAGCCUGAUCUCUCUACAAAAAAACUCAUUGGGAAAAACCUGAUCGCAUGGCAGACGGGAGAGUUUGUCCACAAGAUGGCGCCACUCCUUCAGGCUUGCCCCCCCCCCCCCCUACACCUCCCACACCCACCCAUAGACUCAUGCUUGCAGUAGUGGAUCUGUUGAUAGACGCUGCCACUGAAACACACUGGAAAUCACCAGGGACUGGCCCGAUGACCUGGACCUAUGCACUGUUCUUUAUGCAUGUUGUUGUCCCAGAUUGCACCCCCUCCCCCCACCCGCCUCCCCUCCCUCAUAGCUACAUUCAACAUCACUGAAAUCAUUCUACGCUGAAAAUGACUUUUAAAAACCUUUAGACAAGCACACCCCCCCCGAUGGCUGUAUGACUUGUCCAAAAAGACUGCAUGAAAAAUAUACAACUUUUUUGUACUCUUCUCGGAGUCUUUGAAAAAGAAGUAGACAACCCAUUGUUGAAGUAGUCACAUGAUGGUGAGAUGCUCUAUUUUGACUUUUAUUUUUUGGUCCAUUUGAGCCAGGGUUACCUUUCACUGUAUCAAGGUUCUUUCCUUCCGCAGUGUCGUCGAAAUUUACAUUUAGAUAGAGAUAGGGCAAAAGAAGAAAAAAAAAAAGAAAAACACACUGUGCGCAAAAAUGCCUGCUUGUUGAACACACGCUCAACCAUUCACAAUAAGCUAAGGAAAAAUUGAUAUAAAUGUACAUAGAUAUACUACUUUGAAAGGUGACAUAGCGAAAAAGUAUUUAUUUUUGUUGCUUUGGUCCCUCAUGAUUACUCAUAUAUACAUAUAUUGUACAGUCUAGAUAAAGAAGAUUACCUACUGGGUUGAGAAAAAAUACUUAUUUUGGCUAAUGAUUUCAAAGUCUGACGAUUUUGAAAUGUGUUUGAAUAUAUGGUGUACAUUACUUUGUACAUGUAUAUGUUUGUUUUUUCGGCUCGUCAUGUUUUUUUGUUUUUUUUUUUGAACGAGGUAGAGGCAUGAAUGAGAUAGACUUUUUGCAUGGAGCAUUUCAAAGGGCGCCGUUUCAGCAGCAGAAACGGCGCUCGUAGAGGCGUCGUAGAUGUUUAAGGUUAAAGGGAAGCCAACCUCAAAAAUGCAAUAUGAAAAACAGCUGUAUGCACCCAUGACAGUUCCAUUUAUGAUUUUUUUUGCCAAAGAUUCAAACACUUUUAAUGCUGACUGGCUGCUUUUUACGUGUUUUUUUUUUGUGUUUCACACUUUGCUCAGCUUUUAGCGGCAAAUUAAAGAAAAACAGUGUGUUAUUGGUCAACACAGGGGUUAGGGGUUUACAUCCAGCUGCAAGAAAGCAUGGACUUUUUACUCAUUUGACUCCAACCUCCAAGAAGAGAACAGGUGCCCCAGUUGGGAAGUGUGCAAACAAAGAAGCACUUCACAAUACCAAAAGAAAAUAUUCCAUUUGGCUUCGCCGUGACGCUAAAAAAGCUCCACAGCUCUGUCAGACUGCCAAAAGGUGUCUUCUUCGGGCCCCUCUCAAAAAAAGUCACUGAUUUAUUUAUUCUUAUUUAUUCUUUAAAAAUUGUCAUUGUCGCAUCAUCGCAGUUUUUAAACGGUCAGUGUUAACGAAUGGAGGAAUGUACGGUGGCGCUUUAUUGAGAGCAAAGAGGUACAGUGCACUUAAAUCGACUACUAACAAGCUUUACGCCAUUUUUAGUCAUUUUUGGAGAGAUAAUCUCUAAAUUUAAAAAAUAAAUAAAUUGCAUUUUACCUGUUGGCUUUGAGUCAAGAGUCACCAGAGAAAAAGAAGUGAUUUCUGUGACCCCUAUGUACACAUGGGACUUGUUGUAUGAAUGUGCUACUAUGAAUGUACAAAAGGGUCUCAGAUUUUGUUUGCGCUUAUCAUUUACAUUAUAUUGUCAUGGCUUACCUGUUCCUAAGGAGAAAAAAAAAACAUUAAAGCAAUACAAAUCAGUUA
Molecule: messenger RNA, 8720 nt
Organism: Sebastes umbrosus (honeycomb rockfish)
Lineage: Eukaryota; Metazoa; Chordata; Actinopteri; Perciformes; Sebastidae
Gene: tns1a
Product: tensin 1a
Exons: 35
Coding region: 769-5922 (1717 amino acids)
Biological process (GO): fibroblast migration
Molecular function (GO): protein binding
Source: RefSeq, a predicted model, not a curated record